CUCCCUCCCUCCCCCUCCACCCAACGAGAUGUCACGAGUCGCCCAGCUGACUUCAGCUCUGUCUGUGAAGUGUGAGUGAGUGAGAGAGGUGCGCGACUCGAUUCACCUUGCAGUCGGGCACACGUGCAAGUCCUCCCGGGUGUCGGGCUCUGCAGCAGUGAAGUGAGAGAGCGAGGUUCGUCCGAAGGACGUCAUGGGCAACUGCUGCUCCUGCUGCCCUUCGUGGUGCUCCUGCCCUGCGGGCGACGGCUAUGAACCACUUCCCGGCGAAAACAAUGAAGGUCACCCUCGUCAAACACCUGGUGGGGCCCACAACGAGUUCCCAGCCCCUGAGCCCCGGGACACGGGUCUCCCCGGCCCCCCAGUCGCGGCCUUCCCAGCCCCUGAGCCCCGGGACACGGGUCUCCCCGGCCCCCCAGUCGCGGCCUUCCCAGCCCCUGAGCCCCGGGACACGGGUCUCCCCGGCCCCCCAGUCGCGGCCUUCCCAGCCCCUGAGCCCCGGGACACGGGUCUCCCCGGCCUCCCAGUCGCGGCCUUCCCAGCCCCUGAGCCCCGGGACACGGGUCUCCCCGGCCUCCCAGUCGCGGCCUUCCCAGCCCCUGAGCCCCGGGACACGGGUCUCCCCGGCCCCCCAGUCGCGGCCUUCCCAGCCCCUGAGCCCCGGGACACGGGUCUCCCCGGCCUCCCAGUCGCGGCCUUCCCAGCCCCUGAGCCCCGGGACACGGGUCUCCCCGGCCCCCCAAUCGCGGCCUUCCCAGCCCCUGAGCCCCGGGACACGGGUCUCCCCGGCCUCCCAGUCGCGGCCUUCCCAGCCCCUGAGCCCCGGGACACGGGUCUCCCCGGCCUCCCAGUCGCGGCCUUCCCAGCCCCUGAGCCCUGGGACACGGGUCUCCCCGGCCUCCCAAUCGCGGCCUUCCCAGCCCCUGAGCCCUGGGACACGGGUCUCCCCGGCCCCCCAAUCGCGGCCUCUGUCCGGCCAGGGCCCUCCAGUCAGGACGAGGUUCCCCCGGUAAUCGUGCAGCAGCCUGACACCCCCUCCGCCAGCGGGCAGCGCCCCUCGCUGGGAAUCUUCGACUUGACCCCUCAAGACCCCUCCGUGGGGGGCCCGUCACCACCGCCGCCACCGCCGGCCUUCAUACCUGGGAUGGCACCGACGCUCGCGAGGCCCCUGUGGCUAAAGGAAAAGAAGCCGUACAACAAGAAGGGGGCGACGGAGCGAGUGAGGUGCAAGACGAUCGUACCGAGUGACAUAAAGAAGGAGAGCCUAUGGAGCAGCGCGAACGAGAAACAAUUCGAAAACUCCGACCUCAAGGACCGGCUCCUGCGGACCUUUGCAGCCAAGACAUCGCUGGGAGUGCCCAUAUUCCAGCCAUCCUCAAGUGGAUCUUCGCCACUGCCAUCUCCGUCCGGAAGCCCCAGUGAGGGAUCCGUCUUCAGCACACAAUUAUUACAAAAUCUCGAAAUCUUGAGAAAAUCGGUGAAGGUGUCGGACAACGAUUUCAUAAAAGCCAUCCUGACGGGUGACAUGGCCUUCCUCUCCGGGAUUAAAAACUUUCAGGGCCUGAUAGAGAAGUUGCAGAGCGUAACAGAGAAGCAGAAGAAGGCGCUGCAAGAUAAGCAGGGCAACGGAGCUCCGCUGCAGAAGAUGGAGUUCUUCUAUUUGCAGCUCGUGGAAGAGGGCCACCUGUCGGAGCGCCUGCGCUGCCUGCGCUUCCACUUCACCCGCGCCGAGGUGCUCGACCAGGCUCGGAAUGAGCAGGAGGUCGUGCUCGCGGCCCUGAGCGCGGUCGUCUCUAGCCAAGGCCUGGCCCAGCUGGCCCAGCUGCUCCUCUUCAUCCUCAACUUCCUGAACGAGGGCCCCACCUCGGCGCCUGCCUACGGAAUCAACCUCUGCGACAUCGACAAGAUCAACUCCGUCAAGAUGACGGAUCCCGCUGAGAGCGGCACCCUCCUGGACCUGGUGGUCAGAGAAUGCCAGAAAUCCCACCCCGACAUCCUCAACAUCAUCACGGAGCUCGAGCCUGUUGACAAAGCCACAAGAGUCGACGACGAGAAUCUGACAUCGGUGAUCCGGUCUCUCCGGGCGGACAUCACGAAACUGGAAGGCGACCUCAACUCAUUACCGGACACCGAGCCCCACGGAUUGUUCUCCAAAACGAUGCAACCGCUGCUUCAGGAGUGGACGCAGAAAGUGGAGCUGCUGGAAAGGGGCGAGAGCGAGAUCGGGGCCGAGUGGGAGAGGCUGAGGGUGAAGUUCAGCCUGAAGGGAGAGACGCCCAAGCUGCUCCUCUCCAGCCUCGCCACGUUCCGCGGGGACUUCAAGAAAAUCAUGGACAAGGGGAACCGUCGGAGCUUGCGGAGAAAGUCCUUCAACGACUUGUACGAUGUCGCCGCCCGGUCGGGCCCCGUACACCCUCUCAACAGACGCUAAAAACCGAAUAUUGACACGCGCGCUGACAUUGACGAUGGCGGGGCCUUGGCCUUAGCCAUCGGCAGGAGCACCCAUCGCGGUCGCGAUUCGCGUCAGACAGAGCCGCCCCUAUUCCGUUGCCCCGAGGUCUCCCUGAAGCGCUUCACGUCGCGUCUCAUCUCGACACAUUUCAAACGCCACCGCCCCCCCCCGUCCCCCUAGUGGCACGAGGUGACUGGGCUCCUGGCCUACAAAACGUGGCAACAUUCCUCCCCAUAGAUGGGGGGGGGGGGGGGGGUGAGGGGGGGCAGGGAAGGCGACGAUUGCCGAGUGUAAUCCCAGUUGGGCCUGGCUCAAGACUGGCACGUUUAGUGUCUCCUUGUCGGAGUGUGCGGGACUAUUGGGGGCACUUAAACUAUUAAAAUAUAUAUUUUUUUAUUUUACCAGGUAAAGCCCACUGAGCUGAGCAGCUCUUUUUCAGAAGCGGCCUGGCCACAAACGAUAGCUCAACAAAAUGGCGUAUCGUGUGGAAAUGUACAGCAACCAAAUACUAUAAACGCACGUUUCUAAACCCACGACCUCCUGCAUACCAGGCGAGGUAGUUAACAUCUCCUAGCCACCGUGGUGAUGAUGAGAGAGAGAUUUUCCCCAAGGCCCUGCACGCCCCUCGGUCUGGCCCUACCAGUGGCCCCCCUGUGAUGUUUAUCCUCUGGACGGACAAUGUGGCCUAAUGACACUGCGGUGUUGUCUGCUCGCCCCGGAGAAUCUCUGCUGAACGCGAAACACAUUUCUGAACUUUAUAUGAAGCAGCAGCGCUUCCCAACACUUUGCGUGUCGAUCACCUGCCCCCCCCCCCCCGUCUCAGCCAGACCCAACCUAUCGACUGAACGCCGUGCCCCGACCGCCGUUCUGCUCUUUGUAUUUUUUUACGAGCCGAAAUUUUGUUUUUAGUAAUAAAAUAAAAAAAGUUAUUCAAUGUC
Messenger RNA from Lethenteron reissneri (Far Eastern brook lamprey), 3390 nucleotides. Its product is annotated as protein diaphanous homolog 1-like. NCBI's taxonomy places the organism in Eukaryota, Metazoa, Chordata, Hyperoartia, Petromyzontiformes, Petromyzontidae. Gene Ontology annotation, cellular component: actin filament. Gene Ontology annotation, biological process: actin filament polymerization. The record is from RefSeq and is a predicted model, not a curated record.